Molecule: messenger RNA, 774 nt
Organism: Fulvia fulva
Lineage: Eukaryota; Fungi; Ascomycota; Dothideomycetes; Mycosphaerellales; Mycosphaerellaceae
Exons: 2
Coding region: 1-774 (257 amino acids)
Molecular function (GO): RNA nuclease activity
Source: RefSeq, a predicted model, not a curated record
AUGAACAAUGCCAAAGACAACACCGCCGUCUUGAUAGACGCCGACAACGUAUCCAACAAACUCAUCGCAGGCCUCCUCGCAGAAGUCGCCAACUAUGGCACCGCAGCCUUUGCAUACACGACCGGCAAGAACGCCACCGAUGGCGCGAUGAUCAUCGACGCCAUGGAUCUACUGUAUACUGGCAGAUUCGCGAGCUUCUGCAUCGUGUCGAGCGACAGCGAUUUCACGCGUCUCGCUGCUAGGAUUCGCGAGCAGGGUGUUACGGUGUAUGGGUUCGGCAAUCGACAUAAUACGCAUCGAGCUUUUGUUGCUGCGUGUAAUGAGUUCAUCUAUCUUGAUGCAUUGCAGAUGCAACCAGACGAGCCUACCAGUCUUGCCACGCCGUCCCCUCCAACGCCUUCCAGACCUCCACCAGGCUCUUCGACGACGCAACAGUAUGAGCAACCUCCGAGUACGCCACAACGCCUGCCAGUCAGACCGAAAGUGGCAUAUCAGGACAUUCCGCUGCGCAGAGAGCCAUUCCCGAGACAGCUGGACAGGGCAGCGAUGGAUGGACUCAAGACAGCCAUUAGCAGUUGUGCUUUCUACGAAGAAGACUAUGCAAACCUGGCGGAGGUCGGCCUAAAGCUCGUCAAAGUCUCACCAGACCUGAAUGCAAGGAACUAUGGAUAUCCGCGUCUUAGCGUUUUCGUCAAGGCUUCUGGGAUUGUUGACUUGAAGAUGAAGUCGAGAGAGGUUGGGGCGCCGAUUGCGCUUGUACGGCUUAAAGAGUGA